Molecule: messenger RNA, 1185 nt
Organism: Lactuca sativa (garden lettuce)
Lineage: Eukaryota; Viridiplantae; Streptophyta; Magnoliopsida; Asterales; Asteraceae
Source: RefSeq, a predicted model, not a curated record
AUGGCUACUCAUUUCCUCACUUCCUUCAUUGAUAACAACCCUUCCAUGAAAUCCUUCAUCGAUCGAGAUAACGUCCCUCCCAAUCCCACAUCCCCUACCUCCACCACCACCACUGCAGUCCGCCAGUUCGUCCAGCUCAUUCGUGGCGGGAUUGUAGACGAUAAUUUCUUUCCGGGAGACGACUCCUUCGAUCACCAAUUGAAUGCCACCUCAUUCAUUCUCGACUCCUUCGAUUCCCACCUGGGGUUCUUCAAUUUCGUAUCCGAUAACGGAAUUAGGUCAUCUGAAAUUGUCUGUUCUACUGCUAAGAUGACUUUCAGAUCAUUCAAGAUCAUACAGAAAGAAGAAAUCAAUGAUUUUGCACCGUUUAACGAAAUGGGUAUAAGUCAAAUCUACUACCAGUCUUUCUUGAAGAGAUUUGACCACAAACUCCAUGAAUAUACUGCAAUAACGAUUUUCAUUCUUGCUUUCGCUGCUUCGUAUUGGUUUUUGGUUCAGUUAUUCGUCUUUACUUAUACUAAGAUUCAUGGGAUUAUAUUCGUAUUGGUUCUGAAUGAUUUCUAUAAGAGAAGCUACUCUUUCGCCAUUACUUACUCCAAUGGUUCUUCUUUGGCUGUUGAAAGAUUGUCUGGAAGCUUCAUUGUAAUGAGAUGGGUAUUCAGGGAUGUUUUCAUUCAACUCAUGUGCUUCUGGUUCUUAGGAGGAAUUGAUGAUCCAUAUUCCCAAUUAAAGAUCUUCAUUUGGUCAAAGUUCAUGCCAUUUUCAAUCAUGUCGCCUUGGGAUAAAGGUUUUGAGAAGGAGAUUUAUGAGUUCAAGGUAUCCUGUUUCUUAUUGGACAUGCUCAUGUCUUUUGUGUUUAAUGUGGGUGCUUGGAUAGUUAUGGCGGAUUCAAGAAAGAAUAUGAAUGAAGUUGUGCAAGAAGUUUGGCAUUUGCUAUCUUUAAUGAUUGAAUCCGCUACUGAACUCAAGUGUUGUGAAUAUAUAGUUUGUGGGAGGAAUACUAGAUGGCUACUUACACUAUGUUUUGGUGAGUUGUUUGCUAUGGCUUUCCAGUCUUUCAUGGAGGUUUACUUAAUGGUUGCAUGGCUGAUGUAUUACUUAUCUGUGAAGUCCAUUGAUGCUAAUUCUAGAGGUCAACCUUUUGGUCAACAAGAGCUUAAAGCCAUGCUUAGAGAUGUUAGAUGA